GCUGACCUUAGUCGAGGUUAUGCUUCUUCCUCGACAGCCAUGGUACGGCAUGGCGCCAAUCAAGUCUAUGGCCUCGGCACCCCUAUGCAUUUUAUGUCAAAAACUGGAACGCACGAUCUAUGCUACAUGUGCCAUGGACGAGGUGUGAAAGAAUGCCAUCACUGUAAGGGUGGCGGGAAAAAACCAUGCACCGCUUGUUGUGGUACAGGCAGUGUCAGGAAUUUCACGAAGCUGAAAAUUUACUUGUUCCCGUUAAGAUCCUAUUACUUGGUACUCAACUUGACGAUUGAAUUUGAUUCUGAAUAUGAUAGACGAAAACUGGUCCACAAAAUAGUCACUGGGGACCAGUUCUCGCCUAUCAAGUUCAACAUUUUGGAUAUACAAAGUCCUGUACCCCAUAUUCAGAGACCUUAUAAAGCGAGGGUACUUCCCAUAACAAAGUACCCUGUGGAAGAAGUGAAUGAGAAAAGCAAACAAUUCUGUGCACAACAUUUGCAGAACAGCAUGGGAAUGUGCAGAGUCAUAAGGGUAAGAUAAUC
Molecule: messenger RNA, 539 nt
Organism: Cylicostephanus goldi
Lineage: Eukaryota; Metazoa; Nematoda; Chromadorea; Rhabditida; Strongylidae
Source: the annotation of a GenBank genome assembly